AUGGCUCUCGGCGAACGAAAAGCGUCAGUCCGAAGGAAAGUUCGAGAGGAGCUUCAGAAAAUCGACUCACAGGAGAUUGAAAGACAAUCGGCCAUCAUCACAAAGCACGUGCUACAAUUGCCCUCGUAUCAGAAUGCAAAAUCUAUUGCCAUAUUCUUAUCCAUGCCAGGAAGGGAAGUCUCCACUCGUGAUAUUGUUUUGCAAGCUUUCGAUGAUGGCAAAUCUGUUUUCGUUCCAUACCUCCAUCCAGGAGAAGCCCCCGAGUCCACGGUCAUGGAUAUGUUGCAACUGCGAGACAUGGAAGAUUUUCACUCGCUAAGGCCUGAUUCCUGGGGUAUUCCUUCGCUUUCAAAGACUUCUGUGAACAAAAGAAGAAAUGCGCUUGGUGGAAUUGGUGUUUCGAAUGAACCGCUGGACGGCCAUCAGUGCUUUCCAAUUCUUGACCUCAUAUUCAUGCCAGCAGUAGCUUUUGACCAAUCUCUUGGGCGACUCGGGCACGGCAAGGGAUUCUAUGACCGCUAUCUCAAGACAUAUAAGGAUGCUCUUGAGUCCAGCAAACCUGGACAAAAAAUGCCACACCUGAUUGGAAUUGCCCUCCAGCAGCAGAUGCUCCCACCAGGAGAGAAUAUUCCUGUAAAUGAGGACGACUGGAAAGUGGAUCAGGUAGUGGUAGCCGGGGUUUGA
This is a messenger RNA of Rhinocladiella mackenziei CBS 650.93, 684 nucleotides long. Its product is annotated as 5-formyltetrahydrofolate cyclo-ligase. Gene Ontology annotation, biological process: tetrahydrofolate interconversion; folic acid-containing compound biosynthetic process. Gene Ontology annotation, molecular function: 5-formyltetrahydrofolate cyclo-ligase activity. Gene Ontology annotation, cellular component: mitochondrion. The record is from RefSeq and is a predicted model, not a curated record. Bases 1 to 684 code for a protein of 227 amino acids. NCBI's taxonomy places the organism in Eukaryota, Fungi, Ascomycota, Eurotiomycetes, Chaetothyriales, Herpotrichiellaceae. The transcript is spliced from 3 exons.